Osmia bicornis bicornis is the source of this 10538-nucleotide messenger RNA. Its product is annotated as A-kinase anchor protein 9-like. The transcript is spliced from 17 exons. Bases 193 to 9495 code for a protein of 3100 amino acids. Gene Ontology annotation, molecular function: molecular adaptor activity. NCBI's taxonomy places the organism in Eukaryota, Metazoa, Arthropoda, Insecta, Hymenoptera, Megachilidae. Gene Ontology annotation, biological process: signal transduction. The record is from RefSeq and is a predicted model, not a curated record.
AGACGCUAUAGUAAUUCGUAUUUUUAUAAAUCGACAACGGUCAAACAUUAAACGGUAGACGGUUCGAAAGGCGUGUUUUUGAAAUGUAGUGGAUGACGAGUUGGCCUGAAACCGAUCGUUCGAUAAUUAAUCAUCGAGCUAGUUUAUUGUCAGUCAAUUAUUAAACGACAUUGUUAAUUCUAUUUUAAUGAAAUGAGUAAAGCAACGGACGACGAUGAGCGUAGAAGACGCGCUUUGGAAGCAGGCAGAGAAAUGCUCGAAAAGUACAAAGUAGAAAGGGCUAAGGUUCAAGGCACCAGUCACAGCCAGAUGGGCGAAGCAUCGGAUGAAGAAUCUUUACACAAUGACAAGUCUCUUGGACGCAGAGAAUCUUACGCACACGAGGGUAUAUCAUCUAGAGAUGUGACGCAAAGCAGCGUUAGCAUGAGCGAAGGAGAAGCGGACGGGGAUUUGGAAGGCCUCGCAGGAAGGAUAGCUCAGUUGGAAGAGUUAUUGCAAGGGAAGGAGGCUAUAGUCGAGGCCUUAAACGCAGAAAUAGAUCAUUUGAGAGCAGAAACCUCGUCCCCCAAUUCUUCUCAGAGUCAAAACAGCAGUAUACAUAGCAGAGACGUUAUAUCCUUGUACCAUAUAAAAUUGCAAGAGUUUGAAAAAGCAGUGAAUCAGCGUGAUAACCUGAUAGAAGAAUUGACAUGGUCUGUGCAGCAUGCGUUGUCUGCGAGAGAUAAUCUGGCAGCCCAAGUGAAUUCUUUAAACGCCAUGCUGGAAAAUGCUAAUGCAGUAAGUAACAAGAAUUUGCAAGAAAAGAUUGAUACUCUGGAAAAUACUUUGAGCGAUCAAAAGUCGACGAUACAGAAAUUAAACGGUCAAUUGAUUCAAAUUCAGGAGCACGUGCAAACGUUAGAAAUGGAGAAAGAAACCCGGAACGCGGAGAUUAACGAUUACAAGCUGCAAAUAGGUAAUCUUAACGAGCAGAUACGUCUUGGCGCGGCUGAUAAAAAUUUAAACAUCGCCGAGACUUUGGAGCAACAGAAGCAAUACGAGGCGCGCGUUGACAAGAUAAAACAGGACAUGCAGCAUAUACUGAAAAAGUUCACUGCCGAGACGAACAUAAAUACAGCGCGACAUCAACAGGAAGUGAAAGAUUUAGUUGCGAAGCAUGAAACAGAGGUAGUAAAUAUCCAAGAGAAGUACGAAGAACGUUUGAAACAAUUGAAAGACGAGAAUAAAAUAUUAGCUGAUCGUUUGAACAAGGAACUGCCCGAUUUAGAGAGCAGGCAUGCUAAGGAACUUUCAAUAUUCCAAACUCAAUUGGCUCAUUACAAAAAGACUGUCGAGGCUCUGAAACUUGAACUAGUAAAUCGUUCUGAAUCUCAGCAAACAGCACAGGCUGAAUUGAACGAAUACAAAUCAAAAUUGAACGAGACGAAAGUGCAAUCAGAAAGGACCAGACAUAUACAAAACCUGGAGCAUCAGAAAGAGAAGGAGAUGUUAACUGAGCAGAUCAAGUUGCACAAGCUUCAGUUGGAGGAGAUGACAUCGAAAUACAUUGCCACCAGUGCGGUCUUGGAAUCGAAGGAGAGCAUCGAACGUUCCCUGGAGCAAGCUUUGACGAGUGCUGCGACGUUGAAAGAGGAGAAUGAAAGUCUGAAGUUCAAGCUGGACGAUUUGUCGUCGAGAUACUCGGCUGCCCAGUCGUUGAUCGAAAACAGCCAGGCACACGAGCGUACGUUGAGCAACAAAAUCUAUGAUUUAGAGAAAUCCUUGUCCAGACUUAGUGGCAUUAACGUGAGCACUUUGAGCGAGUUGAACGAAACCACGUAUCAGACUUUCGACGAGGUCGCUAUUCAGUAUCAGUUAACGAAGCAGAGGCUCGAAGAGAAGGCUGAAUUGGAGAAGCUUUUGGUUCAGAGAAUCGAGAAUCUGGAGAAGGAUGUUCGCAAGAGCAGGGAAGAGCUGGAGCAAGCGAAUCUUGUUAAGAAAUCUUAUGAAAAGCAGCUGAAAGAUAUGAAGAAUACCUGCGAUAAGUACAGAUCAGAGCUCGGUUCUCUGAGAAACGAGAGUGGUCAGAGUUCCUUUCAGCUCGACGAGGAGAAGAAAUUAUCUAGUCAGAAGCAUAACGUUGCUGAUAUGCUGCGUAAAACUGAAGAGGACCAGCAAGAGAUCAAGAAGCUCAAAGCGAUUCUCGAGCAGAAAGAAACGGAACUAUCAGAGUCUUUAAAGAAAAUGUAUGAUUUAUCAGAAAGAUUGAAGAAGUCAGAAGAAGAGACCGAACAGCUGAAACAUGGACUGGCCUCAGCGUGGGCCCAGUGCGCAGAGGUUGAAGAGAAACUGAAUCAGACUUUAGCGUUGAGUGACAGCAAGCUUGAUGUUUCUGUGCCAUCGUCAAGUUACAGCAGUGCCUUGAAGCAAUUUAGGCUAGGUAGAGUUGCGAAUGAAUCUGUAAAUACUUCCCAUGAUCAGAGCAUGGAUACGAACAAAAUCUUGUACGAUAAGGAUGAACAAACUGACAGCGAGAGCAGAGCAAGGUUGCAAGCAAAACUAACGUCUGUUUCUGAAGAAAAUGAAAGGCUGUCGAAGGAACUGGAAUGCUUGAUGGAAAAGCAGGCCAAUUAUGAGGAGAUCAAAAACAAAUUGAAACAUUAUUCUAUGCUUGCUGAAAAUCUUUCUACAGAAAAAGAAUAUACCAACGAAGAGAAUAAAGCUUUGAAGAAGAAACUGGAGAAUCUGCAUUCUGUGCAAGAAUCCAUCAAUCAGUUGAGAGUAGAGAAAGAAUCAUUGCGCAAAGAAAUAGAAGCAUUAGCCUGCGUUCAUGAUGAGCAAAUAACCGCUAUAAAAGCAGAGACUGCAUCAGAAAUUCGCAGAGUUCAGUCGUUGAUGCUGGGUCUGAAAGCAGGCACCACUGAAUUGAGCGAUUUGAAAAUUGAAUUGGAAAUGAGACACGCUAAAGAAAUGGAGGAGCUGCGAACAUACUUUGAGCAGAAAUGUCUGCUGAUGGAGAAACAAUAUUCUGAGGAGAUAUUUAGUCAGCAGUCGAAGAAGAUGUCUGACAACGACAGUGAAAUUGCUGAUUUAACUGAAGGUUUAUACUUUGGUGCUGGUGGUGACUGUUUGAAUGUUUCCAAUAUCUCUGGAAAGAGUUCCAGGCUUGGUUCUCCUAUAACGGAUGAUAAUUUAAAACAGAACAGUAAUAGUUUUAAUAAUCAGAGCAGGUCUGAACUGGAGUACAAGACGAACAUGAAGGCUUUGCAACAGGAAUUGCAGAAUAAAAUAAUUGAAGCGCAGGAAAUGAAGUUGAAUUAUGAGAAAGCGUUGGAAGAGCAAAAGAGCGUACACGAAAGGGAAUUGUAUGACAUUAAAGCGAAGGAGAGACAUGAUUUUCUACGAAGUGUAGUGAAUCAGCAUUGUCAAACAGAAUGGGAUGCGGGUGCGUUGGAAAAUGGUGAAUUAACGCAACUACGAGCUGCCUACGACCAUCAGUUGGAGGAACAGAUCGCUCUAGCUAAAUUGGACAUUGUCAAUGCCCUUCAAGAACAAAUUCAGGCUCUUCUAGCAGUUGAAUCUGAUUCCGAAGACAACUGGCCACCAGAAUUGUUGAAAUUGAGAGAUAAACUCACCAACAAUGCUAAACGUGAAAUGCAACAGCUGAAAGAAACCCAUGCUGUUGAGCUGCAACGUUUAAAAGAAGAAUAUUCGCGCAAUGUGGCCAGAAUGAUUGACCGGCAUCAAGAGGAGCUUAAUAAAUUUAGAUUAGAUGGGGCCUGCGAUAACUGUGGAAGAAUAGAGUUAAAUUCAAUUACGGAUAACAAGAUCCUUGAGGAAAGAAAUAGUUUGAAUAAAACAUGCGCCACUCUGAAGUCAUUGAUCGAAGAGCUGAUCAAAUAUUUUGUCAUUUGCGAAGAGGAAGUUAACAAUACACUUAUCACAGAAGUCCUUAAAAGACAGCUAUCCGAUAGCCUGAGUAAUGUGAAAACACAGAAAAUGGAUGAACUUGACGCAUCAAAGAGAAGUCUUGAAUCUGAUACGCUGAACUCUUCUGCGAUGAGGAUCCAGAGAGUUCAUUUUGCUCCGCAAAGUACUGGAAUAGUGUCUAUAAUAAAUAGUAACACCGAGACCUUACCAACCAUAUUGGAAGAAGAUGAAGAUAUAACAGAAAAAUUGAAACAGGAAUUGAACAAUUGUGUGCGCCGUUUGAAAUCCGAGAGUGCUGAGAUUCUUGGUAUUUCCUUCGCUUCCAUAGAAGGUCAGCGUAGUUCGUUUUCAAAAGACACGUGGAUGGAUAAAGUGAACGAAGAGUUGAACUUGAAGCUACGUCAAGCUGAAGCUUUGAUCAUGGGCUACCAAGAAGAAGCAGAGCAACUGAAAGUAACUAUUCUAGACCUUCAGAGAAAAUUGAUCAGUGCAGAGAGCAAGAAAGAAAUCAUUACAGAGGGCUAUGGGGAGAAUGAGGAGAUUGGUACAGAUAUUGCAUUGGAAGACUUUUCGCAGUUGCAUGAGAAAGCGAGGCAUGUAUUAUCAAACGGUGGUGCAGACUGUUCAGAGCUGCUGCAAUUAUUAGAGGGAUUAUGCAGGCACAAUGAUAAAUUAACGGAGGACGCUAAGAGGGAAAGGGAAGAUCUACAGCAACAGCAGGUGCCUUUAGAACCUACUCCUCCCCCAUACAUUCACAGGGUUUGCUGCCGAAAGAUUGAUGCAGCAGAUAAACAAUUAAAAGCAACCCGCAGAUUUUUGGAUGAACAAGCAAGCGAGAGAGAAGCUGAACGAGAUGAAGCAGCAAGACAGAUUCAUCUUUUGCAGGAACAGCUUAAAGAAAGGGAACGAGAGAAAGAGAGAGACUUGCGUAUCUCGUCCGAGCAGUCUCAACUAUCACCUGAAGCAGCGUCAGAGGUCCAUGUGAUUCAAGCUUCUGCCAGCAAAGCAGCUGUUGAAGUGCUCGAGUCUCAGAUGAGAGAGAUGUCAUCUAUGAUGUCUGAUACGGAGGCUAAGAAAACUGAGACUGAGAGUGAACUAAAGGCAGCUAUUGACAAGAUUUGGGUGCUAAGAGAGAUAAUCACUGAGCUGGAGCAACAGCUUCAAAUAAAGACUGAAAAGGAAGAAUCCUUGCAGAUGCAGAUCAAUCAAUUAGAAACAGUGAUUGCUGCGCAAACUAAGAACCAACAUGAACUGGUGCAAGAGUUGGAUGCUGUUAAAAUGGGUAGUGAAAGCAAGCAUCUCAAUGAACAUAUCAAUCAAUUACAGGAGGAGUUAAGAAAGCACAAAUUAAGUUCUGAACAAUUUAAAGUGAACUCCAGUGCACUAAAGCAAAUGAAAGCAGAACUUCGUGACAUGCAGAAUCAGUUGGAUAAGAGAAUCAGGGAUCUAGAAUCGGCGCACAUGUGCAGCUCUAAUUUAAGCCUGAGUCAGCCCAGUGAGGAUGUAUCAAUCAGAGAGCAAAUAGAUGCCUCAAGAUGCCCAACCCCUGACGACCCUACUUCUCCACCAAUGUUGCCUCUUGAUCAGCUGCUCAAACUUAAAGAGAAGAUGUUGAAGCAUGCCAGGGCUGAGGAGGUGGCGUUCAAACGGAUCAAAGACCUGGAGAUGCAGGUUGCAGCUUUCAAGAAUCAAAACGAGGAGCUGCAAGCCGAGCAAGAAAUUCUGCAGCAGACUGCUUCUGAGCAGUUGUUCCAAAUAGAAGCCAUGCGCGGUCGUUUGGAGCAGCACAAACAGAGUGCUCCGUUUGCUCAGAGACAGGCGACGUCUCGUUUGGAGCUGCAGCUUCACGAGGCCAAUGCAAAAUUCCAGUCCCUGGAACGUACGAUCGCUGACAAAGAUUUGGAGCUAAAGGACGUGAGGAGUCAACUGGACAGAGUGAACCAGCUGUUGCAGGAGAAAGAAGCAGAAAUUGCCAAUGUGGUUCAAGUAGAAAGUGCAACGAUUCAGAAGCUCAGAGAGCAUAUUGAAGUUCUUGAGGAAGAGAAGAAGAUCCUGCAGGCGAAGGUCGGUGUUCAGGAGCAUGCUCAGUUAGAACUGCCACGACUGAUAGACAGCAUGCUGGCUGAUAAAAACGAAGAGAUAGAUCAUCUGAAGGAACAGCUGUCCAAGAAAGAGAAGCAACUGGAUCUGUAUUCUUCCUUGAAUUUAGACGAGACUCAAUUACGAGAAUUGGUACGUCAGACGGAAGCAAAGAACAGCGCUCGUACGUUGAGCGAUAUUCUGUCUAUUCAUUCGGAGUGCGAGGAAACUGUAGAGGCUAUUCGAGGCUUAAAUCCAGCUCAAACGCUGCCUAAUGUAUCUACUUUCAAAGUUCCUACUCCUGCUAUUGCGUCCAGAACCGUGGAUGAUUCUGUGCCUUUAAUGGACCUGCAAGUGCCUCCUUUGGAUCUGGGCUCUCACAGCUACUCUCCAACGUCCAACCAACAAUCUGGGAUGAUGGAUUUAUUGCACGGUGGAUCGGGAUCGAGGAUUUCAACUUCUGAGAACCACUUUUCGAAUCCUUCUUCUCAGACGACGCAAGAGAGUACACAGAUGCAGGAAUCGCGCAGACAAGAAUGCAAUGGUAAUAAAAAUGAGAGCAGUAACAUGUCGGUUAAAUGUACACAGACGUCCCUUAACGAGACGAUGAAGGAGGUGGAGGAUUUGGAGAACCAGUUGCAGGCGAUACAAGAGGAGUUACAAAUAAAAUCAAUGAUCCUGGAGAAACGUGAAUCAGAGUUGAUAGGAAUGCAGAAGCUUUACAACGAGCUGCAAGCAGAAUUCAAGGAAACAGUCGAGACACUGUCGAGAGAUAAAUGUUUCUAUCAGAAUCAAUACGAGCUGUCCCAAGUGUCGGAGAACAAAAUAAAGCAAGACCUGCAGGAGGUGGAGAAUGUUUUGAAGUUAAGAACUGAUGAGAUACAGGAGCAGAAGAACAAGAUGCAAGUGAAUGAGAAGAUCAUCAUGGAAUUGAACCAGGAAAACACGAAACUGAAGAAAGAUGUAGAAGAGAAGGAGCAAGAGCAUGCAAGGAAGUACAACAUCCUGUGGCAGGAGAAGAUGGAAGAACUGCAGAAUUUCAGAGCCGCCAUUCUCGAGAAAGACAUCACCAUCGAAACUAUCCAAACGCGGAAUAUCGAGAUCGAGGACGAGAAUAAACAGCUGUACGAAUUUAAGACCAAGUACCAAUCGACGAAGCAGGAGCUGUUGGAAUGCCAGAACGAGAUUCAGAGGCUGACCGAGGGUCUGAACAACAGGGACCAGAUAAUCAGGAGAUUGGAGGAGAUGGCCAGACGUACCAGCUACUCGGGAACCUCUUCUCCGUCCAACGAGAAGGACCAGGAGAUCCAUCACUUGCAGGAAUAUUUGAAGGAAAAGGACAAGGUCAUACGUCAGAUGAGCGACGACAGUAAGAGCUUGCACAAAGCCCUGGAAACGAUACAGAACAAAAUGAAAGAAUCUGGAAACGUGAUUGAACUUAGGAAGAAAUUGAAAGAUGAACGAAAACUGAACUCUGAAUUGAGGAACAUGGUGGAGAAAUUAAGUAAGGAGUUGUUUGAUCUAAAAUCGACUGCCCAACGUUCGCAGGACGAUACCGACAUAGAGGACAUGGUCCAAAGGGAGCUGAACUUGUCAGCGCAUUUGGAUAGGCAAAUAAUGAAUGCCAUUGAGAGUGAUCCAGAAGAGAAGGCGCGCAGAGUGGAGAAUCAAGUCCAGUAUCAAGAAUAUCAAGAGGGAAGACUGAUGGACCUGAAAUUGAAAUUAAGUCAAGUCAACAAGAUCAAUGAAGAAUUGAAGAAAUUGAAGGAUGAUUUAGAGAUUGAAAGAGGUAUGUUAAAGUGCCAGAUUGCAGAAUACGAGGGUCGGAUUUUCCAACUUAAAUCAGAUCUAACAGAGGAAUCAAAGAAGUUGGAGAAACUCGAGGAGGAACUCUCCUCUGAAAGGAAUCUUGUUAGGACUUUGAAGAUUCAGAUUGAAAAGGAGCAUAGGGCGAUGCAGUCUGGACAUAUCCAGGACUCAGAGCUGAUCGAAUUCCUUCAGAACAAGUUGAAGACGUCUCUGGACAACGAGGCUAAGCUACGCAAUGAUCUUUCAACGUUACGUCAGGAGCACAAGAGCUUGGAGAUACAGUUGAGUUUAAUGAAAGACCACGUGGAAUCUCAGAAGACAGAUGAAUUACCAAAACAUGCUGAUUUGUUGGAAGGUGAAAGGAGAAAAUACUUGUCGCUGAUGGAAAAUUUUGAAAAGGAAGAACGAGACAAUGCUGAAUUGAAAGAUACUCUGAAGAAGCUACAGAUGGAGAAGAGUCGAUUCGAGAAGCAACUGGAGGUGGAGGUGGAGGAGAAAGAGAAAUUGAUAAGCGGUCUGGCUCUGAUUGAAGGGAUCAAGGAUCAUCUGCAAACUGACUUGAGGCGUACCAAAGAGGAACUGAGGGCAAGAGAGGAGGAGUGUGAUUGGCUGCAGAAAAGGAUCAAGACUAUGUUGGACGCAGAGAGUAGAAGACAGGAACAAAGAACCAGCGAACAUAAUGAACUGAAGGCACUGAGAAGAGAGAUCAGCAACACCAGAGAAGUGAUGAUGGAUUUAGAGGCUGACAUGAAACAGUCGAAGAGAGAGUUAACAGAGUCCCUUGAACGUGAAAUGAAACUGGCAGAGGCUUUGGAGAAAUUGAAAGAAAGGGAGACUGAUCUUCUGAAAAAAUUGUCCGCUGGUAAAGAAGAGGAGAGGAAGUUGAAGGAUACUAUUCUUGAAUUGCAACAUGAUUUCAGAACCUCUACUAGGACAGAGUCAGAAUCCACUACAGAAUUUAAGAGUAGAUAUACGAAUGAAAAGAGUGUCCCUGUCAAGUAUAUUCAAAAGAUUAAGGAACUCAGUGAAAUUAAUGAAAAAUACAUGAACGAGAUUGGGAUGAUUCAUGAGAAAUUAAUAGAAACACGAGAAGAAAAGGAACAACUUAAUAGAAAAGUGAGGUUACUUGAAGCUCAAGUGAAGCGAAUCAAAGAUUCUGAUAAUGGAAAUCUUAUGGGUCCAAAUUACACAGAAAAGUUGCAACACUUCUAUGGAAAAUACCUGCGAGCGGACAGCAGACGCAAGGCUUUAACGUAUCAAAAACGUUACUUAUUGACCAUAAUCAGCGGUUACCAAUUGUCAGAGGAGAACACGUUAAGCGUUCUUGCUCAAUUGACCAAGGAACAACGAAUUUACACUACCAUGGGUCACAGUAGAAAAUCGCCGAAAAUACGCUUCAAGAGCGCCGUGCUAGUCCUCAUUAGCAUACACAGAAUGAAGUGGUUGAUUUUAAGAUGGAGCAGUGGGAAACGGAUAGGAGUGAAGACAUUGCUGUGGAAUGCUGACCAGGCGUUUGCACAGGUGCCAAAAGUUGCUAUGAAUCAUUCACCUCCUGUUAGAGAAAGGCGUACUACAAAUGGUGAGGGUGGUUUCGAUGGACUUGCGCUUGAACAGUAUUAUCAACGACUGAAGAAUAUUCAACAGACAUUAGGUUUAGCGAUGGCAGAGUCUGGAAGUCGUCCGAUUAUUCCCGAAUAGUAUUAGAAACGUCUAAGUCUUGUAAAUGUUAAGGCAUGAUUCGUACUCUGUUACUGUGAUGGCAAUGUCACGUUGUUUUUUAAUAUGCAACCACUAGCUCAUGGUUUGCAUUGGGAUUGCUGUUUCCAUUUGGCUGAAUGCAAAUGGAAACGAUUGAAAACUGGGCAUUCUGACGAGAAACGUUGUUGAUAAUUGAAUACUGUAUUUUUCUUUACCGAUUGUAAAUAGAACUGUAGCAUAGAAACUACCAGUUGUUGAAGACGCGUUAAGUCCUUGCAUCGUUUACCGCAACACCGUGUGCUAUUGACUUUACUACUACCGUAAAUAAGUUGGUUUCUAAGAACGUGGUAGUGUUAAAUGUACGUGCUGAUAUUAUCAUGUUUUACCAAAGUUAUUAUAGAGUACAUGUAAGGAUACUAUUAAUUAAGGAUACAAAUCUUGUGCCUUCUACAUUAUAAUAAGUGUUUAGUAUUUAUUUAUUGAUGAUCUGUACGUUUUUAUAUUGUGAAUAAAACAUCUGAAUGAAUUUCUAUAAAAUCAAUGAGUUGAUAGGAUUUGAAAGGCAGUGAUUUUUUACACAUUUAUAUAUUAUUGAUAUAUUUAUAUAUAUAUAUAUAUUUUAACAAAAUGUAUCUAUAAUGUUGCCUCUUUAUAUUCUUUAAUAAAUACAGUCGCGUUUUGUACGGUUUGUAAUACUAUCUGAAACGUGCAAAUUGUUUUUAAUAGAUACAUAUACAUGUUUUAACAGCACUUAAAUAUGAUACGAGGAUUCUGGUCCAUUGUAAUAAAAUCAGAACUAAUUUUACAACUGCAAAGAAGGUUUUUCAUCAUGAUAGUGUUACAUAAACGAACAAGAAGUAACACUAAUUAACAGUUGCGAAUAUAGGAAAUUACAUAGAGUUCUAUACGUUUCUUCAACAGUAUCUAAUCACAAUGUGUUGUUGCAAUGGUGUCCGAAGAGACCAAAUGCAACUUCUCAUAGAUGUUAUUUACAUAUGUACAGUGAGAUAUGUGAUAAAAUAUAUAGCGAUUAUUUAGUUUUA